AUGAAAUUAGUGAAGUGCAUGUUGGGAUUAAUUAUAAAUGUCUCUUCUUCGUUAUUUUUAGGCACUGUGGAAUUGGCUUCCGCUGGUGUUUCCAUGACCAUCUUUAACAUCAUAUCAAAGCUUUUCAAUAUUCCCCUUCUAAGUGUUGCUACAUCUUUUGUUGCCGAGGACAUAGCCAAAACUGCUGCCGAAGAAUAUCUUUCGGAGCACAGUGGUAUACAAAAUAUUGGCAAUGGUAAAUCCUUCGAAAGAGGCAAUCGAAAAAAGCAAUUUUCCUCUGUCUCCACUGCUUUGCUAUUAGCACUUGGGAUUGGAAUUUUUGAGGCUUUAGCUCUGUUUCUUGGAUCCGGAAUAUUUCUAAAUUUGAUUGGUGUAUCAACAGAAAAUCCAAUACACAAUCUGGCAAUACAAUUUCUCUCUCUAAGAUCAGUUGGAGCUCCUGCUGUUGUACUUUCUUUGGCUUUACAAGGCAUUUUCCGUGGUUUUAAGGAUACAAAAACUCCUGUUCUAUGCCUAGGCAAGUGCUUGGUUUAAAUUUUGUUUCUUUGCUACAUUCAUUUUUGAAUGAUUUUUGUAUUAUUUUCUUUAUUUAUUUUUAUAUAUUUUGUAUGUGCUUUGACACGUUACUCUGCUAUCUAGUGCUUCAAAAUUAAUGUUUUCUUAUCCCUUUGAAUGGUUCAUGAAUAAAUUGUUAUUAUUAAUUUAUUACUGAAAAUAAAUUGUUGAUCAUUGCAGCCAUACUAUGCAUUGUAA
Arachis ipaensis is the source of this 753-nucleotide messenger RNA. Its product is annotated as protein DETOXIFICATION 45, chloroplastic-like. Gene Ontology annotation, molecular function: xenobiotic transmembrane transporter activity; antiporter activity. Gene Ontology annotation, biological process: transmembrane transport. Lineage: Eukaryota; Viridiplantae; Streptophyta; Magnoliopsida; Fabales; Fabaceae. The record is from RefSeq and is a predicted model, not a curated record. Gene Ontology annotation, cellular component: chloroplast; membrane.